AUGGCAAAGUACCCUUUGCAUCUUGAGCUACAGUAUGCAGCUGAAACCAAUAAGCUGCACCCACCUCAUGAGUAUGUCCCAUGGGUAGUUGUGGAUGGAGAACCACUCCAUGAGGGUGAGCUAAUUGGCCCUCCCGGUGUAUCAAUAAAGCUUGAUCAUUCUGCUAUUGCUAGUCCUAUCAACUGGUAUCAGGAGCUUGAGGAUCCCGACGCUGAAUGGUGCAAUCGAGAUCGAGGAAAAUGGAGACACGAUUUGACACAAUUGAAUCGUGCAUGGAGGAGAUGUUCCGAUCGAUGCUCAUCGGCCGGAAGCCGCGGCGCGCCGGAGCAAUGGCGAAAGCUGGAACUUCCGAUCUUCCGCGGAGACGACGCGGUGGUUUGGGUUGAACGUAUGGAGCAAUUCUUCUUGCUGUGCACAGUGCCAGAGGAGGAAUGGCUCACAGUCGCCACCUUUGCAAUGGAAGGAAGGGCAUUCACGUGGUUCAGGUGGUGGGAGGCGACGGCGCCGGUGCUGCAGUGGCGGUUUUUCAGUGCGGCGCUGCUACGACAUUUUCAACCGGAACGGCUACAGAGCCCUUAUCAAGCGCUGCUGAAGAUGAAACAGACGAACUCAGUGCGGGACUACGUUGACCAGUUCGUGCUUCACGCGCGGUCCUUCCGCGGAAUUGUGCCAGAAUUUCUGAUGGAUCUCUUCUUGAACGGGCUGAAACCAGAAGUGGGGGAAGAAUGUAAACUUUUCCCAUACCAGUCAGUAGACGAGUUAAUAGAACUGGCUCAGAAGGUCGAAAACCGCAACGCUGCCUUGCGAGGGGUAUCGGGACGCGGUAAAUCACUGGCUCCCAACUUCGCCGUUGCCAAUUCAACCGCCACCAAAAUGGUGCACCCCACUACAGCGUCUAACUCUGCAGCAAGCAACAGCGUGGAGUCAACGACGGAUCCCUUGCGACGGCGCGGAUUAAGACAUCUCAGCAACGAGGAAUAUAGAGCUAAGCGGGCCAAGGGGGAAUGCUUCCUCUGUGACGAACCAUACACUGCAGAUCACAACUGCAAGAAUAAAGAGUUCAAGCUUUUCAUCAUGGAGCCAGACUUUGAAGCGGAUUGGUUACAGCAUGAGGCAGUCCCAGAAACAGGGGAACAGGGACAAUUGGAGCUCAAAUUCAUGAGCUUGAGUGGACAUCACAAGUCAAUCAAAGCCUGGGCAGAGAUAAAUGACCGCCGUGUAUGCGUUCUCAUAGAUUGUGGAGCUUCGGACAACUUCGCGACACCAGAGAUUAUCACCGAGUUGGGCCUGAGAAUUGACAACACCCCUAAGUUCCAGGUCAGGGUAGCGGACAGUACCAAUAAAGGGGGACAGGGAAGGUGUUUGGGUGUCACGCUCCAAUUCAAGGAAGUGGCAAUCAAGGAAGACUUCUUCAUCUUCCCAACUGACGAAGCGGAAUUUGUCCUGGGACUGGCGUGGCUAGAUAAGUUGGGAGACGUUCUCACAAACUUCAAAAAACCACGCCUUCGAUUUCGGAAUGGGGACAGCAUGGUUAUAUUGCAGGGGGACCCGGAGCUGUGCUAUGGAGGUAUGCACCUUCAAUCUGCAGUUUUGUCCAUUCAGGAAGGGGGAGAAGGAUUUAUGGUCCAACUAUGGCCCAUGGCCUUGCAAGCGGCUACAGUAUCGCAGGUGCCGCAGGUAAUCAAAUCGGUGUUAGCUUCCCAUUCUAAGGUGUUUCAGACACUACCAGGGCUGCCACCACAUCGUUGCCAUGAUCAUGCCAUUCCACUUAUAGAAGGAGCUUCAGUUCCGAAUAUAAGACCUUAUCGUUACCCGCACCAUCAGAAAGCAGAACUAAUGGUACGAGAAAUGCUGGCCUCAGGGAUAAUUCGGCCAAGCUCCAGCCCUUACGCGAGUCCAAUAUUGUUGGUGAAGAAAAAGGAUGUUAGCUGGAGAUUUUGUGUCGAUUAUAGGGCGUUAAAUGGUAUUUUGGUGCCGGAUAAAUUUUCUAUUCCCGUCAUUGAUGAGCUACUCGAUGAAUUAGCGGGACCUGCAGUUUUCUCUAAGCUGGAUUUAAAAUCGGGGUACCACCAAAUUCGGAUGAGGGACCAAGACAUCCACAAGACCGCCUUCCGCACUCAUGAGGGCCAUUAUGAGUUUCUAGUCAUGCCCUUCGGCUUGACCAACGCCCUUAGCUCCUUCCAAGCCUUGAUGAAUGACAUUCUUAAGCCUCUAUUGUGA
Arachis ipaensis is the source of this 2220-nucleotide messenger RNA. The record is from RefSeq and is a predicted model, not a curated record. Lineage: Eukaryota; Viridiplantae; Streptophyta; Magnoliopsida; Fabales; Fabaceae.